UAUCAGCUCAUAGCGACAGUGGUGGAUCCGAAAGGGUCGGAAUUUCCUUUGGAUGAUAAGUACGACGUUAAUUCGGGCGCUGAUCAUCUUCUAAUGGAAGCCCGCCUAUGCAAUUUCAUGUGGAAGGCUUUCAAACGAAGCAAGAUACUUCACAAAUUGCAAUUCGGCUGUGACAUGCAUGGGCGGCAAAAGGAGAAUGCGGUCCUGGGUUUGCACUUUAGAAAGGAUGAGCUUGCAUACUUUGGUGUACCAGCCAAUAAUUCGGUCCUCGGAGAAGAAAUUGUGCGGGUAACCAGUCCGAUUCCACAAAUGUUUGGCCUGAAAGAGGUUUCUUUCCCACAUAGGAUUCUAAUGAACAGUCGUCCUUGUGCCGUUCGAUUAUCCAGCUCGAUCAACCUCACUGCCUCUCGACAUGAAAAAAAACAGUGCCUGUUGGACACAGUGCAUAAGGGUGGACGGAAUGCAAGCGAAAUAAAAUACGAAAUAUCCGUAGUGAAACAGGAGACGGCACCAGAACCGCACAAUCUGCAUCCAGCCCUCUUCAAAGAAAGCGGUCAACCCACAGUUGCGCAUCCGGUGAGUAUUCUUGCUACAAGAUUUGGCACGCCGAUUGCUACUCCUCUCUUUAAAAAGGGCACGCAAACAGCGUAUGAAAACUACUGUGGCAUCUGCUUACCAGCUUUGGCGUCGAAGGUGCUCUAUGGUUCUAUCCUUCGGAAGUUCACUCAACAAAGCAGAAGGCCGAUCCGUGAAUACCGAGCUGAAUUCAGUCCUGCAACAAGACGCACCAAUCACAUAUUCACCCUCCGAGAAAUUAUUGAAUCCCGACAU
Opisthorchis viverrini is the source of this 831-nucleotide messenger RNA. RefSeq lists its product as hypothetical. Lineage: Eukaryota; Metazoa; Platyhelminthes; Trematoda; Opisthorchiida; Opisthorchiidae. The record is from RefSeq and is a predicted model, not a curated record. The annotation marks the transcript as partial. The transcript is spliced from 4 exons.